Molecule: messenger RNA, 1584 nt
Organism: Cyclospora cayetanensis
Lineage: Eukaryota; Apicomplexa; Conoidasida; Eucoccidiorida; Eimeriidae
Product: tetratricopeptide repeat protein 30 homolog
Exons: 10
Coding region: 1-1584 (527 amino acids)
Biological process (GO): intraciliary transport
Cellular component (GO): intraciliary transport particle B; axonemal microtubule
Molecular function (GO): protein binding; intraciliary transport particle B binding
Source: RefSeq, a predicted model, not a curated record
AUGGCUACGCCAAUCAAGCUUCCUGAUGGAAGCCUUACGGAGAGAAUAUAUUGGCUAUUAAGGGAGCAACAGUACCAUAAGGUAGUAGAAGCUUUGGAGGAUCUGAUGCAGCGCCAGUCAUACCUUGAGAAUCCGCGAACAUUUCAUGCGUUACUAUCACUGCUCGGUUAUUGCUUGUACACGAUGGGGGCUUUUGAAGGUGCGAGGCAGGUGUACAGCCAGUUACAUCAAGCAUUCCCAACUGUUGUUGAAUAUGAACUCUAUAUGGCGUAUUGCGUCCUCUACUCCACAGCAUGCGAGCCUACAGCAGCCCUCACAACUACGAGGCAGGACCAAGACAUAUCGGCUGCUGAUCCCCUCAUAUCCCUCUGUAUACGAUCAGGUGCAGUCCCGCAAUAUGAUUCUCGCCUACUGCGUGCUACAAGUGAUGAAGCCCUAUUGGAUUCUGCUGCUUUGUUCCGUGUGGGAAAGUUUGACGGCGGCCUCAGAAUAGCGGCUGCAGCAGCUCACGCUAAAAUGUGGACGCCUGCACUCGCGUACAACGAGGCUCUAUGCGCCUACAAGGCUGGUAAAACUGAGGUGGCUGCGAGGAUUGCUGAGAGGAUACUCUCACUAGGAGCCUUGAACUACAAUGGCACAGAUACUGAAGCGGCGCGGAUGGACAUGCUCACUUUCAACAUUUUGAUGGAUUUGCAGGUGAAUGCAGCAAAUCUCCGUUGCGCGUUGGAUAUCAGUGAUAACCGACUGCACGCUGCAAAGGGACAUCUAGAUAUGCUGUGUUCAAGGAAAGAUGAGGGGCUGGACUGCGUUACUCUACAUAAUCAAGCGUUAACCACGUCUAGCUCCGAUCCAGCAGACUCUAUAAGCAGGCUUGAGUGCCUGCUUGCUGAGAGUCGCUGUCCUCCCACAACUGCAUCCAAUCUCCUUAUCCUUUACUGCAACCUGCUGAGAUGUUAUGAAGAACUUUGUAAGGAUGAUAUAAACUGGAAAAUAAACAUGGGACACCUCCGCUUUAUGCAGGAAUUGGACGAUAAACGCAGUGUUCAAGGCUGGGAAGCUGGUGUCCUGGCAAACAUGCUGGCUGCAAACAUCAUCCUUGGGCAUCUUGAUCAAGCUCAGGAGCUUCUAAAGAACUCUAUUCCCUAUUCUUCCGCCGUAAAGCUGGUGAUUGGCACCGUCUACUGCUCCGAAAAGGCGUAUGACUAUGGUAUCAAGACUAUGAUAGAAGGUUUGCUGCCUAUGGAAAAGAUUCUGAAUGCAGACAGCUGGUGUGUUGCAGUGAUACAAAUUGAAGCCACAGCAUGUAGCUGUUCGUGCAGUCAGGUAAUGCAUACCGAUGUCAGUAUUGCUAUACAGCGGGAAUUGAUGGCUUCUAUGAAACCAACCAUCCUGCGUUCAAGUCGUGUAUUCCUGCGCCUUCUGGGGCAGGCAAACUGCCAAGGUUUCAGACUCGCCCCCCUUGUGAACUUUUGUGAAUGCUCGGAAUGUUUUGUGCAGGGCAUGAAUGUUCUCGUGGACGAGGCAAGGGCGUUUCUUCGAGUGCUUUUGGGGCUUGCCGAGGAAGGGACCCCAUCGACGAAGUAA